Molecule: messenger RNA, 1689 nt
Organism: Amborella trichopoda
Lineage: Eukaryota; Viridiplantae; Streptophyta; Magnoliopsida; Amborellales; Amborellaceae
Product: (-)-alpha-terpineol synthase
Biological process (GO): diterpenoid biosynthetic process
Molecular function (GO): terpene synthase activity; magnesium ion binding
Source: RefSeq, a predicted model, not a curated record
AUGAGCUUUUUGGAUUUAUUAAUAGUGAUUACCCUACCACCAAGUCAAAAGAUUUCCUCUCCUGAUAGUAAGAAUGAAAUCGAAAACUCAUAUUACAAAUCAUGGUUGAAGUCCGACUGGUUUCUUAAAGCUUGGAUCACAUGGACAUUAUCAGAAGAGUGUCUUGGCCUUAUUGUUGGCCUCAAGACUUCUGUAGAAGUUUGGAAAUGCCUGAAGAAUACCUAUGCAGCACUCCAAUUUACACAACAUGAUUGUGAUGAACGGAUCAAUCCCUUCAAAGAUGGAGAUGGGAGUUUUAUAACAAAAGUGAGUGGAGAUGUGAAGGGUAUGUUAUGCUUGUUUGAAGCUUCAUGUAUUGCUUUACCAGGAGAAGAGUUAUUAGAUGAAGCUAAGGCCUUCACUUCCAAGCAUUUGAAGGGUAAGAUGGACAGCAUGGAACCAUUUCUUAGAGAGCAAGUGCACCAUGCCCUAGAGCUUCCCCGUUCUCGGAGAAAGGUUAGAGUGGAAGCCAGAUAUAACAUCGAUGUUUACAAAGGGGAAAAAGAAAGGAACCCAAUUUUGCUUGAACUUGCAAAGCUAAAUUUCAACAUGGUUCAAUCCUUUCACGUAGCAGAUCUUAAAGAAGUGUUCAGGUGGUGGAGAGACACAAGGCUGAGUGAGAAACUUCCUUUUGCUAGGGAGCGAACCUUGGAGUGUUUCUUGGUUUCUUCUGGGGUAGCUUAUGAGCCUCAAUAUGGCAGGUCAAGGAGGGACAUGGCCAAAACUAACAUUCUUAUAACAGUAAUAGAUGAUGUUUAUGAUGUGUAUGGAUCAAUAGAGGACCUAGAGCUCUUCACUGAAGCAGUUGAAAGAUGGGACCUCAAAGCCAUGGAGUCACUACCUGAGUACAUGAAAACAUGUUACAUGGCCUUGUACAAUACUGUGAAUCAAAUGGCCUAUGAUAGUCUAAAGGAACAGGGCUGUUGCAUCAUCGGAUCCCUCAGCAAAGCGUGGGCUGGCCUAUGCAAGGCAUACUUGAAAGAAGCAAAGUGGUUUCACAGUGGGUACAAACCAACUCUAGAUGAGUACUUGAGCAAUGCCUAUACCUCAAUUUCGGGGCCGCUUGUUUUGAUUGCUGGUUAUUUUCUCUCUGGAGAGAGAAUUACACAAGAAGUUGUUGAUUUUUUAGAACAAGGUCCAAAGAUUGUCUGGUUCUGUUCUAUCUUUCUACGACUUACCAAUGAUAUGGGAACAAGUACAGAUGAACAAGAAAGAGGAGAUGUACUUAAAUCAAUACAAUGCUACAUGCAAGAGACUGGUGCAUCAGAGGAACAAGCGCGGGAGCACAUUAGGGAUUUAAUAAAUGAUAUAUGGAAGCAUCUUCAUCAAGAAUGCCGUACUCCAUCUCCACUUCCAAAGACCUCCAUCAAGGAUGCUUUAAAUAUUGCAAGAUCCUUUGAGUUCAUGUAUCAAUAUGGUGAAGGCUUCGGUGUUACUAGCAGUACAACACUUGAUCACUUCAACUCCUUGCUCUUCCAACCCAUUUGUGUUGAUGUUUAGGGUUUAUUUUCCUUUCUUGGAUCUAAAGUGAUGAUGCAAAGAAAGUGGAAUGUAUGGGUAGUUAAGAUAGUGAGAUGUUAUUUCUAUCUCUAUGUAAAAGUAGAAUAUAUGGGUAGUUAAGAUAGUGUGGGAAAUUCUCUCCCUUCCCGU